Molecule: messenger RNA, 2145 nt
Organism: Linepithema humile (Argentine ant)
Lineage: Eukaryota; Metazoa; Arthropoda; Insecta; Hymenoptera; Formicidae
Source: RefSeq, a predicted model, not a curated record
GAUGGGACGCUCAGAUUAAGAAAUUAAAGAAAGCUGUCAGACUCUUCUAAAGAUUAUUAGUUGUAUCAGACACGUUUGGUGGGAGGAUUUCUACCUCUGCAAUGAAUCUCCUAUCAAGGAUCCAAUAUCGAGCGAUUCGCUUAUCCUUGGGCUUUCGUCAGUCUACUCCUACUAACAUCCUCUUGGCUGAGGCUAGGGAACCUUCUCUGAUGCAGAGAUGGGCAUAUCUGGCUAGCAACUUUGUUUCUAGAAUCUGGACGUGGUUGAACCAUCCCCUAAGAGAAAUCAUGGACAAUGUUAUUGAAGAUCCCGCAAUCCCGACCGUGACGAGUGCGAGCGGCGCCAUAAUCAAAGCGAAGGCGGCCGCGGCUAGUGUGAGCUUGAGCAACGUACCGACCACCACAGUGGUCACCACGACGGUGAAGGCUCGGCCCGGUGGAGGCGGGCAGAUGACCAUGCAGAACGUGAGGACGACGUCGGCGAAUGUGUUGAAUCUGCAGCAGACCACUCAGCGAAUCGCGGCAGCAAGCUUGGUAUCUGCGAGUCAGACUUCCGUUAACGCAGCGAGUGGUCAGAAGGGCGGCCUGGUGGGCGUGACGGUAGCGGCGUCAGCGAAUAAGAACACGGCGCAGUUACUAUAUUUCAGACAGCAGCAGGUGCUGAUGCGACAGCAGCAGCAACAGCAGCAGCAACAGCAGCAGCAGCAGCAGCAGCAACAGCAGCAGCAGCAACAGCAGCAGCUCAAGGUGCUGCGGCGGCGGCGGCGCAGCAGCAGCGUACGGCAGCUACGACUUUGAUGAAGCAAAGUAUCGCUGCGGCCGGUGCUACGGGCGCCGUGGCGGCGCAAACUGGCAAGCAAACUGUAACUAGAACGGUGUCGGAUACGGAGAUGGCUGCUUUGCUGAAGCGACAGGCGCUAUAGCAGCAAGCGAAAGCGGCCGCUGCCGCAGCGGCAGUUGCGCAGGUUCAAGUGCCCACACAAGCGAACCUCUCGACGGCGCAGAUCUUCGCCCAGGCUGGCUUGCAGAUGCAACAGGCGGGGACUUCCGCUGGCGGCACUCCGGUGGCGACCCUCGUGAAAACAGCGAACGUAGCGGGCGUUCGUACCGCGACCCCGCAACAGAUCCGCCAGCUCGCGCUUCAUCCGCAAAUCAUCGCCCAGCGGAAGCUGCCGGCGCAGAAAGUCGCGCAGCUGGCGCAGGUCGCGAGUAAAGCCGGCGUGCAGACGCAGCUGAUCGUGCAGCAGAAAUCGCUGCCCUCGGCCAUGACGGUGCAGCAAAUCCAGCAGAUGAUGAAGCACUCCUCGGCGAUGCAGCAAUUCAGCCAUGUGCGUGAAACAUAUUACGCCAAUCGAUAUAAUUGAAGAACGUCCCGCCGAACAAAGUAACAAUUGACAAUCUUGCAAGCUUCCACGGGGCAAACGGUGUCUCAGGCCAGCCAGGUGGUGCUGGCCAAAUCGCCGCUGCAGACGCGUGUGAUACCAGUCGCAUCUGGAGCGUUGAAGUAGACCAUUCAGGUGGUGACUGCUAGUAAUGCUCAACUGUGACAGGCCGCGCCUAUUCAGGGAAAGCCGGUUGCUGGCGCGGUAAGACGGAGUCCCGGUCCGGGCCCGAACUCGGGCGCGAGUCCGGGCUCCUCCACUUCUGGUCCCAGCGGCGGCGCAGGUGCCAAUCCUGGCGCUGCUUCCGCGACCGCUUCGAAUCUGACUUCCCCCGUCGGCCUUGGUCAAGUAAGAUUGCAAACAAUGGGACACUCGCAGCAACAGCAGGCGCAACAGCAGCAAACUCAGCAGGACGCUCAAUCUAAAUAGCUUUGGACGAUCGCAAUGGGACAAUGAUCGCUUGAAUUAAAUUGGGAAAUUCAGAAACUGGAUUGGCUUUGCGUAUGUUAAGAAAAAUCUUACAGAUAUUGUAGGCUAAGGAUUAAUCAUUUUUAGAGUCUUUCUGUUUAGAAUACACGUAGAAGGGAAUAAUAAGUGUGAGAUAUCAGUAUAUUACGAGUUACACAUGAUUAUUAACAACAGAAAAUAUUAAUUUGAAGUGAAAUGUUAGAAUAUUUUCGAUAAACUGUUUAGUGGAGAAAACAAUGGUUGGAAAUUAUUUUGGAUUUAUUAAUGGCGAGAAUAAAAGUUUGCCCAAAAUAAAA